UCACCCGGCGGCGCAACGCGGAAGUGCGAUGGCGGCGGCAGCCGAGGCAGCAGCGGGAGGCGGCCCGGGGUCCCAGCCCGCUGCCCAGCGGAGGCUGCGCAUCCUCUCUGGCCACCUGCAGCGCUCGCCGGCGAGCCGGGCGCCCGAGCCUGAGCGGCUCCUCUCCCCGAGCCAGUGCGGGGCGGGGGGCGCAGCUGAGCGGCCGGUCGCGUCCACCAUCCCUAAGAAACGGCAAGAAAUUCUGAAAUGGAAUGGAUGGGGAUAUAAUGACUCCAAAUUUAUAUUUAAUAAGAAGGGACAAGCAGAAUUCACAGGAAAAAGGUAUAGGUUGAGUGGUAUGGUGUUACCUGUUUUGAAGGAAUGGAUGGAAAAAACCUUAGGAGCAAGUCUGGAGCACAAAAUUACCUCUAGAGCUUUCUUAAAUACUAGUGAUGUACCCCCAUCUAUUGUAAAUGAAGAAUUUCUUCAGGAUCUUAGAGCCACUAAAAUUUCAUAUUCACAGGAAGCAGAAGAUAGGGUGUUCAGAGCUCAUGGUCACUGCCUACAUGAGAUAUUUGUGCUAAGGGAAGGAAUGUUUAAACGAAUUCCCGAUAUAGUUAUAUGGCCAGGUUGCCAUGAUGACGUAGUUAAAAUUGUGGAACUAGCCUGCAAACAUAAUCUUUGCAUAAUACCAUUUGGUGGAGGAACAAGUGUUUCUAGUGCUCUUGAAUGUCCUGCAGAUGAGAGAAGAACUAUUGUUUCAUUGGAUACAUCACAAAUGAAUCGAAUUCUCUGGAUAGAUGAGAAAAACUUAACUGCUCAUAUAGAGGCUGGCAUUAUUGGACAAGAUUUGGAAAGACAGCUUGGUGAGAGUGGUUAUUGUACAGGCCAUGAACCAGAUUCUAUGGAAUUCAGCUCCCUUGGAGGAUGGGUGGCCACACGCGCAUCAGGCAUGAAAAAGAACAUCUACGGAAACAUUGAAGAUCUGGUGGUUCAUAUAAAAAUGGUAACCCCAAGAGGAGUAAUAGAAAAAAGCUGUCAAGUACCUCGCAUGUCAACAGGACCUGACAUCCAUCAUUUCAUUAUGGGAUCUGAAGGAACCCUUGGAGUGGUUACAGAAGUUACAAUAAAAAUUCGACCAAUCCCUGAAUACAAGAAGUAUGGCUCUGUAGUAUUUCCUAACUUUGAACGAGGAGUGGCCUGUUUAAGAGAAAUAGCAAAGCAGAGGUGUGCUCCUGCAUCAAUUCGCCUUGUGGACAAUGCACAAUUUCAGUUUGGGCAUGCUCUUAAACCACAGGUUGCUUCAAUUUUUACAUCAUUUUUGGAUGGGCUGAAAAAAUUCUACAUCACAAAGUUUAAAGGAUUUGAUCCGAACGAACUGUGUGUAGCUACAUUACUCUUUGAGGGUGACAGAGAGAAGGUUCUUCAGCAUGAAAAGCAAGUUUAUGAUAUCGCUGCCAAAUUUGGUGGUCUGGCAGCUGGAGAAGAUAAUGGACAGCGAGGUUACAUGCUGACAUUUGUCAUCGCUUACCUUCGGGUUGCGAGUUGUCUUAUUUGUUUGGACCUGGGCCUGGAUUACUAUGUAAUAGGAGAAUCAUUUGAGACUUCUGUUCCCUGGGAUAGGGUUAUAGACCUCUGCAGGAAUGUAAAGGAAAGAAUAGUGAGAGAAUGCAAAGAAAAAGGUGUCCAGUUUGCUCCGUUUUCCACUUGCAGGGUGACACAGACUUACGAUGCAGGUGCAUGUGUCUAUUUCUAUUUUGCCUUUAACUACAGGGGAAUUAGUGACCCUAUUCAUGUCUAUGAACAAAUUGAGAGAGCUGCUAGAGAGGAAAUCCUCGCCAAUGGAGGAAGUCUGUCACAUCACCAUGGAGUGGGCAAGUUGCGGAAGCAGUGGAUGAAGGAGAGUAUCUCUGAUGUUGGCUUGGGGAUGCUUAAGUCUGUCAAAGAAUAUGUGGACCCCAAUAACAUCUUUGGAAACAGAAACCUUUUAUAAAACCCGUACUGUCUGAACAUUUCAAAAUUACAAUUACCGUUAUCCCAGUAAUCAAAUAUAACAUGGACUGAAUUUUAAAAGCUAAUCUUUUUUAUUGGUUUUCCUCCAAUAAAAUGUAAACAUUCACUAUUAACAUUCAAAGAUUUACUGACUGUACCCCUAAACCUCUCUUAACACACAACCUGGCAGAGGCACAUCAAGGUAUAUACCUGCUUG
This is a messenger RNA of Mauremys mutica (yellowpond turtle), 2188 nucleotides long. It is a transcript of the gene AGPS, whose product is annotated as alkylglycerone phosphate synthase. The transcript has 21 exons. NCBI's taxonomy places the organism in Eukaryota, Metazoa, Chordata, Testudines, Geoemydidae. Gene Ontology annotation, molecular function: alkylglycerone-phosphate synthase activity; FAD binding. Bases 29 to 1972 code for a protein of 647 amino acids. Gene Ontology annotation, biological process: lipid biosynthetic process. The record is from RefSeq and is a predicted model, not a curated record.